AUGGAGCCGUUGUUUCUUGCUUUCAUUAUGCUUCAAAUGCUCUGUUUAGUUAGUGGCUAUCCCUCUGGAGCUCCCACCGGUGCCUGUGAGGAUAUGAUGCCUCAACAUGCUGGGGUGCUGCCACAGCCUUCACCAGCACCCUACACUCUACUCACCAACAUGGGGACAUUUCAGCCAGGAGAGCCCAUUACAGUGACUAUCAUUGGACCAGCAUACAGAGGUGUGCUGCUGGAAGCUAGGACAGACAUCAGUGCCAAUGCUCUUGGAAGCUGGAAACUCCCUCCUCCAGACACACGGUUCCUUGAGUGUGCAGGGAAUCCACAAGGGGCUAUUACUCAUGCUAACACCAACCUAAAGGACAACAGCACUGUAUACAGCUGGAUACCACCCAACUCUAGCCCAGGCUCUGUCUACUUCAUGGCCACAGUAGCCCAGCAACGCACAGUCUUCUGGGUCCAUGUGAGAUCCAGCACUUUGACCAGAGGGAAAAAAGGUCUCGGUCUGGCUACUGGUGCAAGCACUGGAUUGUCUGUUGAAAAACCUCUGCUUGUUCUUGUGACUUGUUUUCUGAUGUUACAAGUGCUCGCAAUGUGA
Molecule: messenger RNA, 594 nt
Organism: Scomber japonicus (chub mackerel)
Lineage: Eukaryota; Metazoa; Chordata; Actinopteri; Scombriformes; Scombridae
Product: putative defense protein 3
Exons: 5
Coding region: 1-594 (197 amino acids)
Molecular function (GO): oxidoreductase activity, acting on metal ions
Source: RefSeq, a predicted model, not a curated record